GGCUGCUAACCACCAGGAGUUGGUAUCUCUUCCCAUUAUCCUGACAAUGCUCUUCAGAAGGGCAAGAUGGGAGAUGGUGUCAUCAUUGGUGUUUUCGACACAGGUCCAUCCUCUCUCCACUCCCUAUCAUGUUUUGGUCCAAGCCUCUCACUUAUAUCAAAUAGCUUCUCGGUUCCAUAUGCACAAAAAAUUCAGAAAGAACUCAAAAACAUUUUCUUUUACCUGAUGCAAAUAGGAAUAUACCGGGGGUGUAAAGCUUUCACUGAUGAAGGACUUGGACCAAUCCCUUCCCGUUGGAAAGGUGUUUGUCAGUCAGGAAACCAAUUCAAUGCUAGAAUUCACAGUAAUAAAAAAAUAAUUGGAGCCCGUUGGUACAUGGAUGCAUUUCUUGCUGAGUAUGGACAGAAACUGAACACAUCUGAAAACCAGGAAUACUUGUCACCAAGAGAUGCAAAUGGACAUGGAACGCACACGUUCAGCACUGCAGCUGGGUCUUCUGUUGGAAAUGUUAGCUUCAGAGGCCUUGGUCCUGGGACAGCAAGAGGUGGAGCACCACAUGCUCGGUUGGCCGUCUACAAGGUCUGCUGGAAUGUGCUUGGGGGACAGUGUUUAUCGGCUGAUAUACUGAAGGCCUUCGAUGAUGCAAUUCAUGAUGGAGUUGAUGCCUUAUCACCGUCAAUUGGAUCUUCUAUUCCUCUUUUUCCACAGGUUGAUGAACGUGAUGGGAUUGCCACUGGAUCUUUCCAUGCCGUGGCCAGAGGAAUCACUGUUGUAUGUGGAGCUGCAAACGAUGGACCUUCAGCUCAAACAGUCCAAAACACUGCACCAUGGAUCUUAACUGUUGCAGCAAGCACCAUUGAUAGAGCAUUCCCUACACGCAUAACUCUUGGGAACAGCAAAAGUUUCCUGGGUCAGGCCAUGUACACUGGGAAGGAGAUUGGUUUUUCAGGCUUGAUAUACCCAGAAGCGAAAGGGCUUGAACCUAAUUCUGCAGGAGUAUGCCAAAAUAUUUCCCUCAACACUCAAAUGGUAGCUGGAAAAGUAGUCCUCCGCUUCACCUCAGUAUUUCAUAGAGUUGCCAUAAUAAGUACUGCAGCAACUGUGCAAGAAGAUGGUGGAAUUGGGUUGAUUAUUGCAAAAAGUCCCAGUGAUGCCUUAUCUCCGUGUGGAAAUGAUUUCCAUUGCAUUGAAGUUGACUAUAAAAUUGGCACCAGAAUACUAUUCUACAUCCGUUCUGUCAGGUCCCCUAUAGUGAAAUUGAGCCCUUCAAAAACACUUGCUGGCAAGCCUGUGUCUCCAAAGGUGGCCUUUUUCUCCUCUAGGGGGCCUAGCUCAAUAGCGCCAGAACCAGACAUAACUGCACCUGGAGUGAACAUCUUAGCUGCUACUUCUCCCGAUGACUGGUUGGUGGACGGUGGAUAUGCCAUGCGAUCAGGUACUUCAAUGCCAACUCCUCAUGUCUCUGGAAUUGUAGCACUUCUCAAAGUAUUGCAUCCUGAUUGGUCUCCAGCAGCUAUUAAAUCUGCCCUUUUCACAACUGGUAUCCCUUUUAGCUCAUCUUUUAAAAAAAAGUUUCUCAUCAAUCCUUCAAGAAAUGAUAAGAAGAUUGACCCACCAGAUAUAUAUUCAUGUGCUGCAGCAUGGGGGAAUGAUCAAUCAGAUUUGCCAAUCUUUGCUGAGGGAUCUCCUCAAAAGCUCGCUAAUCCACUGGAUUUUGGGGGUGGCAUUGUGAACCCAAAUGGGGUAGCAGAUCCUGGCCUGGUAUAUGACAUGGGUGCAGCUGACUAUAUUCAUUACCUCUGUGCCAUGGGCUACAACAACUCUGCUAUCAGUCGACUCACAGGCAAACCAACAGCAUGCCCCAUUGAAAAACCUUCCAUUCUGGAUGUAUCAGUGAGGGCUGAGGUUUUAGCCUUCAAUCCUGUAGCCAGGAAGAUAUCCUUCACUGUUACAGUCCCUACAACACGAUUGGUGAAUACAGGAUAUUACUUUGGAUCCCUGACUUGGACUGAUGGAAUACAUGCUGUGGGAAUUCCCUUGGAGGGGUUUAGAAAAAUUUUCGGGAAUGGGAGGAAUACUUUCUUUUGGGAUGAAGUGUGGGCUGGAGGGGUGUGUUUGAAGGAAAGAUUGCCUAGGCUGUUUAGAUUGUCAUGUAAGGUUGAUGCUGCAGUGGAGGAGAUGGAAGUGUGGGAGGAUGGUGCACGCAGGUGGGAACUUAGAUGGAGAAGGGAAUUAUCAAUAGUUAAUGAGUUCAUUGCUUUUCCUUCUAAUUUUGAGGUUCAACAGGAUAUCAAAGAUAAACUGGCGUGGAAUGGGGACAGUUCCAGUGUGUUUACUGUGAAGAAAGCUUAUGCAAAUUUGACAGACCAAACUUUUUAUAAUGGCGACAAUGAUUUUGUUUUAGUGUGGCAUAAAUUGGUUCCUAUAAACAUCUGUGCAUUUGCUUGGAAGCUUGUUCUGAAUAAAAUUCCAACAAGAACCAACCUAAGCAGAAGAGGUGUAGCACUUGAGCCUGAUACUGUUUUCUGAAUCCUGUGUAAUCUACAAGACGAAGAUGCUGACCACUUGUUUUCAUAGUGUUCUUUGGUGAGGAACCUUUGGUCUGCUGUUCCUAAUUGGUGGGCUAUUGAUCUUGUCUUGUCCAACAGUUGCAAAGAUAUGUUUCUUCAACUCUCAGGGAUUCUGCAGAGGAGCAAAUGGCAUAAUGGAUGGAAAUGCACAUGGUUUGCUGUUGUAUGGUGUAUAUGGAAAAGUAGAACAUAAUCAAAUCUUUAAAUUUAU
Rubroshorea leprosula is the source of this 2781-nucleotide messenger RNA. NCBI's taxonomy places the organism in Eukaryota, Viridiplantae, Streptophyta, Magnoliopsida, Malvales, Dipterocarpaceae. The record is from the annotation of a GenBank genome assembly.